Erpetoichthys calabaricus (reedfish) is the source of this 1714-nucleotide messenger RNA. RefSeq names its product solute carrier family 35 member G3-like. NCBI's taxonomy places the organism in Eukaryota, Metazoa, Chordata, Cladistia, Polypteriformes, Polypteridae. The coding region runs from base 24 to 1208 and encodes 394 amino acids. The transcript has a single exon. The record is from RefSeq and is a predicted model, not a curated record.
CUGAGUCCAUCACAAUUAUCCAAAUGAAGAAAUCCAAAAACAUUUGCUGUUUCCACCAAAUAAAUAAAUGUGAUUUCUCUUUGUUUUCCAGUCAAUCUGCCACUGAUGCCUGGACUGUGGAGGUCAUAACAGACGAGGAGGAGUGGUCAUAUGACUUUAACUCAUCAGUUGAAGAGUCCGAAGGUGAGGACAGGAGAGACACCCCGGUGAAGAAGCCUUCCCAUUGCUGUAAGCUCUUCAGCUCCACUAAAGGGAUCCUGGCAGCGCUGCUGGCCGGUGGAGUGCUAUCGGGAUUCAUCCCCAUCCUGAUCAGACUACCUGAAGACUCCGAGAACAUCUCAAUGCUGCAGAUCCUCCUGCUCUGUUCCCUCCUUCACCUCUUGGUCUCCAUCUUCCUACUGUGUCACCGCAAGAACCGGACUUGGAUGUGUUUGGGCCCCACACAGACUUGGCCGCGUGGUCUCAUUUUCAGCCUCAUCCAGCUCAUUUGUAUGGGCUGUGCAUACACCUCCUUCACACACAUGCCUAUGGGCCUCACGACCACUGUAACAAAAGGUUCUUAUGCAAUCUCGUCUACGGUCAUAGUGCUGUGCAUCGCUAAUUUCAGCCUUUCUGCUUGCACCUACAUGGGGCUCUUUUGUACUUUAUUGGGUCUGCUCAUCUCAACGCUCCCAGGCUUCAUUCACAGUCACUCCAACCUUGAUUUGAAUGUCUUCUUAGGGUACACCCUUGCCUGCCUGGGUGGAGCAGCCCGCUCCGUCGGUUUGAGUAUUUUUCAGUCCUUCACACACAAGGCCAAAUUUAAUGGGGCUCUCGUUUUGUUUGGAGUUGUGGGCUGUUUGAUCUGUGGUCCUGCCCUUCUGUUUAUCCCACUGGUCUGGCCAGGUAGGGUCCUAUCCUGGGUUUGUAUGCUCACCAUUGCUCUCUUGGGACUUGUCAUUUUCAUGGCUUCCAACUAUGCUGUCACCAUGAUUCACCCUGUUCUGGUGUGUGGCCUGCUGCAGUCCGAAGUAGUGACCUCCUUUAUUAUCCAGUCAGUCACACUGAAGGAUCCGGUUGGGGUCCCUGAAAUCAUCGGAAGCUGUGUGACUGCAGUGAGCUUCGUACUUCUGAUUGUUGAAAGUAUAAAGCAGGAUGCUUCCCGUAAAAACAAUAAUCCCCACGAUGGGUCAGGAGAGAAGAAAUCACUCAUCCCUGCCAGUAUGUGACACCUAGAAGGAUCAGCAGACAAUCCUUUCUUAUUGGGUGGACAUGACUUGAACAAUCCACUUAAUGGACAACAAUGGCAAUGGCUUUAAAGUGAUGGACACAAACGUGUUUAUUUCAUGUUGAAGUCAUCUCCCAUUCCUGGUUGUAGGGGUCCAAGGAUUAAAUUCGCUUGGCCUUCCUUAACAUUGUGGGGUCCAUUGUGGAAUCUGGUAUUCUCCAUGCAGUGUUCCUCCUCAGAACCUGUUUUAGGGUCCCUUCGUGUUGACAGCAAGACCUUUUAUGAAAAGGGUACAGCUUCUGUGAGUUCAAAGUAAGUUUUUUAUCCCCAAAACAGUUAAGUAAUUGAACCCUGUCAGCCCACCUCAACACGACAACAGCGUGCCAAUUGUGGGUCCUCUUCCAUGUUCCUCUAACUCCUGAAUCUUCUGAAAUUCAUUCUGAGCUAAAGGUGGGCUGGUGUUACAAGAGUUUCCUACUGUCCUUUGAACUGUUAAAUUUAUAACAA